Molecule: messenger RNA, 6494 nt
Organism: Mobula hypostoma (lesser devil ray)
Lineage: Eukaryota; Metazoa; Chordata; Chondrichthyes; Myliobatiformes; Myliobatidae
Gene: ttll4
Product: tubulin tyrosine ligase-like family, member 4
Exons: 19
Coding region: 342-3704 (1120 amino acids)
Biological process (GO): protein polyglutamylation; microtubule cytoskeleton organization
Cellular component (GO): cilium
Molecular function (GO): tubulin binding; tubulin-glutamic acid ligase activity
Source: RefSeq, a predicted model, not a curated record
AGGGAGCGGAGCUGUGCGCCGGCGGGGUUGACGGUGAAUUAGCGGCGGGAAUGGAGUGAAGAAGAGAGCCCCGGCGGCGGCUCACUGGCAAUGCGCGGCGGCGGGGCCGGGUGCGCGGGAGCUGGCGGCACAGCACGACCCUCGACUGGACGGGGAGGAGCUCGGAGCCAGGCCCAACCCCCGGGCCCGGCAGUGCUUCCUGCUGUGGUCGGGUGGAGGCCCCACGCCGGCUGACAGUCGGGCGGAGACGGAGAGCGCCGAUAGGUUCACUGAAGGGGUUUUCUGUCCUUCAAUUUCACAGCUUCCAUUGUUUGCUUGUGUUGUGAAUAAAAUGGCAGUUCAUGGCCUCGUCCAAGAGUGAGGAGUGUGCUACAGAUCCCAGUUCCAAGAACUACCAUAAAACUUUGCUGAGCUCAAGCAUAAAACCCUUCAGAGCUUUUCAAACACAGGAGUGUAGGCCAUCUUAUUCUGUUGCCCAGCACCCACUAUGGGAAUGGGAUGGUUGCCAUGUGAUUGUACCUGUAAGAAAAAAAAAUGCUUGCUUUGGAAUAUCUCAUCAUGUUCUUUCUCACUCCUACCCUGCUAUGGCAAGGGGCAAUGGCAGACAAGCAAUGCCAAGUUCAUACAGUGGUUUUCAUUCUAAUGUUUUGGUUAGCCCUUUUGAAACCUCAUCAAUUUAUGAUCGAACUAAUCACAACUACAGAUCGUAUCAGAAGCUAGAGUCCCUUGGUUCACGGCUCAGUGGGCUAGGAAAUAGAACAACAGCAUCUUCAUCAUGUUUUAAUGGAUUUAUCCAUUCAAUUCCUUCCAGAGCAAUCUCUUGUGACAGCCUAAUGAAAUGGAACAGUGGUAUUUCACCAAUUACACACCACUAUAAUUCCCAUAAUGCAGGUUGCGAGCUUGUGUCCAUGAGCAAAAAUAACCCCAAUCAUAUAGGUAAACCUACUUCACUCUAUCGGAAACCAUUGUUAAACACUAAUGCAUUUAUGAGACCUACCAGUGCCAAAGUGCCUUUGCACCAGAAAUGGGCAAAGAGCCCCAAACCUGUGACUACACAUGGAGACAAUGAGAUUGGAGAUGCAGAAAGCCCAGCUAAAUACAAUGGGAUCAGUGCCAAGGUCUUCCCUGGAAGUCCUGUUCGCCCUAACACAGAGGAUAAAAUUGAGCGACCCGUUCAUCAAAAUGAACAUUUCCAUAAUAACUUGAAGAGUGCUAUCAAACUAACAAAAAGCAUCCCUGGUGAUCCAGAAUUAAAAUUUACUGAAGCUGUGAAAAGAUCAUCAGAAGACCGCAUUCCAAAGAAUAAUGUCCAUGAGCGAUGUGUGACUUUUUCUAAAGAAACUGAAGGCUUGUCUUCCCAAGGUAUUCACCUUCACAAUGUUACAUACAACAGUGCUGGGGGAAUAUUUAAAAGAACUGCACCAAAUCUCAUUAAGGAGAGUAAUUUACCGUCAGCCUUGAAGUCUGAGUAUGUAUAUACCAAUGGUAACUUGGAACAUCCAGUUAAAGAAAACAGUGCAAGUAAAGAAAAUAUCAUCACUAGUUCUAGCAAAACAUCUGGUGUUUUGUCCACCAGUAUGAACAUCCACAAUAAUAGCCCAGUCACCUUACCAGAGAACAUUGGUAUGCAUCAAGGAUCUGACCAGACAAAGAAACAGAUUAUCUUUUCCACCCCCAAAGCUAAUGUUGGCUCACUCACACUUCAGAUAGCUGCCAUGCAGCUCAGGCCUGGAAACAAAAUUGUUAACGAUCCAGAAAACUCCAAGACGGAGGCAGAUUCUCAGAACUCAAAUGUUGACAUUGAAGGGGAAGACACUGCAGAUGGUUUGGAGGAUGCCAGCAGCCAGGAUUGUGAUGAAGAGUCUGAGUGUUCUACAAUUGCAGAUUCUUAUUCUACGAUGUCAAUGGACGGUUCAACCAAGAUGAAUUUUAAUGAAGCAAUGCCUGAGUCUCCUGAUAUAAAGAAUGCUUCUCAUGUUGGGUAUUCACAAGCUCAAGAGUGUAAACAUCAAGUUGCUAAGCCAGCAUUAAUAAAAAGCCUGUUUCAUGAUAUGCCUUUGAUGAUUUACUUUGGGACACCAAAUGAGAAAAUCGAACAGUUGCCAUGGGAGCAAAGGAAGCAAAUGAAAUGGAAGAUGUCAGCUGUAACCCCCAUAGUUGUGAAAAACACUGUAGCCAGAUCCCACUUCAAAAUCACUAAAAGAUCAUACGAUUGGUUGGGUUGCUGGGGACACCAUAUGAAGUCACCACUUUUCAAAACUCUCCGGGAGUAUCAGAAGCUGAAUCACUUUCCAGGAUCAUUUCAAAUCGGGCGCAAGGAUCGCCUGUGGCGUAACUUACUGAAAAUGCAGGUACGAUUUGGGAAAGCAGAGUUCAACUUUUUUCCACAAUCCUUCAUCCUCCCUCAUGACAUCAAACUGCUGAAGAAUGUCUGGGCAGAGGGCUCUACCAAACAGAAAUGGAUCAUCAAACCACCUGCAUCUGCAAGAGGAAUUGGAAUCCAAGUCAUUCACAAGUGGAAUCAGAUCCCAAAGAAGCGGCCUCUGCUGGUUCAGAAAUACUUGCACAAACCCUACCUCAUUGGUGAGAGUAAAUUUGAUUUGAGAAUUUAUGUCUACGUAACCUCGUAUGAUCCGCUCAGGAUAUACAUGUUUACAGAUGGCCUGGUCCGUUUUGCAAGCUGCAAGUAUUCAUCUUCCAUGAAGACGCUUGGUAACAAAUUUAUGCAUCUCACAAACUACAGUGUAAAUAAACUAAAUGCGGAAUACAAGCCCAACUGUAGUGAAAAGCUUUGUCAGGGACAUAAGUGGAGUCUUAAGGCACUGUGGGUGUAUCUGAUUCAGAAGGGAGUGAAGAUUGAAACAUUACAGGAGCAAAUGAAGGAUGUGAUCAUCAAAACUAUCAUAUCGUCUGAGUCUUAUGUGAACAGCCAGAUAAACUUAUAUGUAAAGAAUCGUUAUACCUGCCAUGAACUAUUUGGAUUUGACAUAAUGCUUGACGAGAACUUGAAGAUAUGGGUUCUAGAAGUCAACAUCUCACCAAGUCUGCACUCAAAUUCUCCAUUGGACAUUAACAUCAAGGGGCAGAUGAUAAGUGAUCUUCUGAAUCUAGCUGGAUUCAUUAUCCCUCAAAAAGAAGAUAUCACUCCAAAUCUCACAAAAAGUACAUCAGCAACCAGGCCAAAAAGUAGUGAACUUUCACCAGAUGAGAAGCUGAAGCGGGUAUAUUACCUGAGUCAGAAAUCGCCAUCCAAGGAUUUCUAUUCCACUCUGUUGGACAUCCUCACCACUGAAGAUAUUCGGAUGUUAAUGGAGUCAGAGGAUGAGUACAAUCGUAGGGGACAGUUCGAACGGAUCUUCCCCUCCCUGUUCUCCUCAUGCUAUCUCCGAUUUUUUGAACAGCCCCGGUAUUAUAACAUCUUGCUUGACUUGUGGGAGCAAAAGUAUGGCCAGAACAGGCAGGAAGGAAUAGAAAUGCUGCAAGAACUGAGUUAUAGAAGAGUUCACUUGGGAUUAUCUGUUAAUCCUGCACAUGCCUGGCAUGCACCCAAAAAUAACUUGACUCCGAAGGUAGAUGUCAGCCAGAAUGGAGUGCGCAAGCCAAGCUCCUCCUCUGAGAGUCAAAGUUCACCACAAAUUACAGCCAUGAAGCAAGAAUCCAUUCCACCGCCACAGAAGCAGAUAGCCAUUCAACAGCUGACCUGAGGGCUGUUGAACAAGCUGCUACCACAGAUGGCCAGCAGAGUAGUACUCGUUUUCCCGCCAACCCCUUUCUGCGGGCAGAACCUACAGUCAAUUCCUGAGAGCUUGAUUCCUAAGUCUACCUCAGCUGAGGAAGAGGUCAAGGAGAGCAGGGAAGUUAGCCGUUUGUCAUGUGCAGACUUGUUCUCUGGACCGUAUUUGUUGAGCACAGAACCUCUUCAAUUCAGGACCUGGCGUUGACACCAGUUGUUUACUACAUUAUGACAGUGCAAACUAUGCAUCUAAAUGAGUGCUAGCCUUAAGGAAAUGCUGAAUUAAUGUACAGAAAUUUUACCAGCUCCCUGCGGCACUCCACCCCACUCCUUAUUUGGCUGACGUUAGAAACCGGCUAACCUCUUGAUAAUCCUCCAUUUUGGAUGAACGCAAGUGCUACUUCACCACAGUUAACUGUUAUACAGUAUUCAAAAUGGCCUUGCAGUUGGGCUGUAAAUUCUUGUGCUGAGCAAAAUUGUCGGUCUAUGCCACCAAGAACGUCUUUGAAGUGGCGUGAAGUGAAGUGUUUUAUGACAUGCCCAGUGAAUGUGUAAUGUUAAUUCUCAUUUAUCAUUAAGACCCAAUGCAUACUUUCACUGCUGUUUUCCAUCCCUCACUGUGCAAGCAUCGUUGUGUGACCUGUCAUUGACUUAGUGCCUUGUGUGAUUUAAAGAUUAUCAUUCUUUUAUACCAAAAAGCCCUCAAGGUCUAAAGUUGCCUUACAGCUAGAAGUUGCUCACAAAAUAUUACUUCAGAAUUUUGUAAAAACUGCAAUGUUUGCACAAACAGUUUACAGCAUUUGGUGAACAGUCUUGCACCAUGACUGCCUUAAUCAGUCGGUAACCAGUCGUUUGUUUUUACAGGCUUUAAGAUCUGAGCUAAAUGACUGAUUAGUCUGUGAGUAGCAUUUGUGAUGACUUGAUAAAUGAUUUGUAUUUUCUGUAUCCACUGGAAAACACCCAGUCUUGUCAAAGUUAGAGUGUACUCAAAACAAGCCAGCCUGUGGCUCAGGAGAGCUGAAAUACCUUUGUAUCAGUGGUUGCUGAUGGGAUGGGAAUAGUUCUGUUGCAAGGUCUUGACCAUAGGAAAAAAGGAAAAGGAUUUUAAUAGAAAAGAAUACACUGUAUAUUAACCAUCAGGUUAUGUUAACCUUGUUUGUGUCAUCUUCCUACCUGAGAUUUUGUACACAAACAACUGAUCUCACUUGGGAGAGCAGGUUUCUGCCCAAUACAUUGGUCUUUACCUCUCAAAAGUUGAAUAAGUUCCAGAAUUUCAGUGAGCAGAUCUCACCUCUUUCUACCUAGAGGAAGUAUUGUCUCUAAUCUCCAUCUUUCAGUUGGAUGUUAUCAGAAGGUCAGUAUGGUGACAUGGAUAAACUGUCCUGACUAAUUUUGAGAGGAGUUGAUUUGACUGCUUGUUCUUGGAUAUAUAAAAUGGCUAAAUUCCAUUGUGAGCAUUUACACCCUCCAUCCCUUCAGAACAAAUAGUUCCAACUUCUAGUACUAAUCAACCCUUAUGUGCAUACGUACGAAGUGCCUUGAAGACUGAAGUGCCUCAUCCAAAAAUUUUUUUUUUGUUCUGUCACCCUAGGCAUUACAAAGUGUGCCUUGUGUCCCAAUUCUGACUGGUUGUAAAAGACUUAACCAUAUUGUCCCUUCCACAUGUAAUGAGUUGUUUUCCUCCCCCACACCCCCACAAGGGGAAUCCUGAUUGUUUUUCUUUCAUCUGUAUCCUGAUCCUUGUGAAAACAAACAUAAGAUCAAUAGCUGAAGGAAUUCAUGAAGCACUUUUGGUCCAGCUUGCUUCCUGCUGAAGCUUUUGGGGACACUUUAGCUGAUGGAGAUAAGCGUACUGAAGUUUGUGCAGUGAUGGACUGGGGUUUCCUGUUGCUGGUGUUUCUGUAGCCUUUAGAAAAUGCUGGGUUUACAAUAAAACUCCACAGCUGAUCUCUCACAUAAACAAUGAUGAUUUUAUUAGAAAUGAUGAAAGAAUAGAACCAUUAGUACUAUCAGACUGCUUUCACAGUCAUCUUUAACAUGUCUUGGGCUUGCUGUAGUUUUAACGUUUACAAUAUACCAAUGAAUCAGGGGUCAAACUAGCUCUGAUUAGUGAAAGAACAACUAAUUAACAAAGCAGUGGAUAUCCCUCGUGGGAUGCCUGCUUAGUCCACUUGGUUUAAUAAUAAUAAGCCUGUUAGUGCAAGAACAAUUAGUGAUUGUCACCACUUGGAGCCCUUUAUCUCCCCCAUAACAGAAACAGUCAAAUUUCCAUUAUGGCAAUAAUUUGAAUAAGUUUCAGAACAUCUGUGUGCAUAUUAAUUAGCGAUUCCUAAGGCUGAAGACUGAAAUGUGGUACUGCUUUAAACAUAAGAUUCUUAAUAAUGUUUAAAAGUAAAAGGGUUGAAUCUACACCAUUUUUACAUGCAUGUAUCUGUAUUAAAUUUGAUACAGCUGGAAUGGUUUGGUGUUUUUCCAGUGUCUAUGAAGGACUAUAUGGGUAAAGAGCUGGGUCUCACCUACAUUAGCUCAUUCAAGAAAGAAAUUAUUUACAAGACUGGAAGGUCUCUCAAAUUUUCAAAGUGGUUCAACUUUUGGUUUCUCCACGACUAGUUCUGCACUUGCCUCCAGCUGCAGGAGCCAGUGUUCCAAUAAACGUAUGGAGAUGUGCACUAGAUACAAACUGUGAUGCCAUUUUGUAAUAAUUCAAAAUCUGUUGUGUGUUGAACAGAUUUUUUAAAAUCACUAAUAAAGAGAACUAUGU